Messenger RNA from Rhododendron vialii, 657 nucleotides. RefSeq lists its product as uncharacterized. Gene Ontology annotation, cellular component: mitochondrion. NCBI's taxonomy places the organism in Eukaryota, Viridiplantae, Streptophyta, Magnoliopsida, Ericales, Ericaceae. The transcript has a single exon. The coding region runs from base 1 to 657 and encodes 218 amino acids. Gene Ontology annotation, molecular function: malonate-semialdehyde dehydrogenase (acetylating, [NAD(P)+]) activity; methylmalonate-semialdehyde dehydrogenase (acylating, NAD+) activity. The record is from RefSeq and is a predicted model, not a curated record. Gene Ontology annotation, biological process: L-valine catabolic process; thymine catabolic process.
AUGAGUGGUAAGUAUAGGCCAUUUGUGAAGAAAGUUGAUGGGAAUGAGGUAGCUGUGAAGAAGAGAGUGCGAUCCACGGGCACCAAAAAAUGUGAAUGCCCAUUUGAAUUGAAAGCUAUAAAGGGCAAUGACGGUUCGACUGUCUCUGUCCACAAUGGCACCCACAACCAUCCUCCAGCGCUGUACUUGGAGGGCCAUUCGUAUGCUGAGAGGUUGUCAACAGAGCAGAUUAGCACAGUGGUUGAUUUGUCAGUCGCUUUGGUGAAACCCAGAGAAAUCCUAACCCAUUUGAAGGUUCAAGAUCCUGAGAACGUAACGUCUAUGAAAACUGUGUACAAUGUACGACAAAAGUAUCGAGUGAUAGAGAAAGCUGGGAAAUCUCAAAUGCAACAUUUGUUGGAUUGGCUAGAAAAGUACCACUAUGUUCAUUGGACCCGUGGGAACGAGACUGAGAAUGUCACGAAGUUGUUUUGGCCUCCCUCAUCUGCCGGGGAGAUGUUACGUGCUUUUCCCCAUGUGUUAAUGAUGGAUUGCACAUACAAGACGAAUAAGUACAAGUUUCCUUUGCUUCAAAUUGUUGGUGUAACAUUGACGAAGAUGAUUUUUUGUGCAGCGUUUGCUUUCAUGAAGUGUGAAAAAAUGGAAAACUACACUUAG